CCUACUGCAGGCUUAUGCUUCCCGUGGACGUUUCGGGGGGGGGGACACAUGAUUGUAUUUUAAUUUCCGCAGUGUUGUGCAUAAUCUCCGAAGAGCCCUUCUGCCGGCACAGCCUCCCCUCCGCUGCUUGUGUGGAUGGUUUACUGCAGAUUUGAUGGUGCUGAGCAGGCUCGUCUGAUCGAAGGUUUGCGGCCAGGGGGGCGUCUGUGGGGCCGCGGAGAGAGACAUCUCCGUCCACGGCUGCGUCUGUCCUCUGCCCUGUGCUUGUGAAUGGACUGCACUCCCUGCGUGCUUUUCUACAGUUGCUCUGAGUCAUUUGUGGAAGAAGAUGGCGGACAGGGCUGAGAUGUUUUCCCUAUCCACUUUCCAUUCCCUCUCUCCUCCUGGUUGCAGGCCAGCCCACGACAUCAGCUUGGAGGAGUUUGAUGAUGAAGAUCUCUCUGAAAUCACAGAUGACUGUGGGAUUGGACUAAACUAUGACUCUGAUCCGUAUGAGAAGGACUCCCUCAUUCUGGAGAAGAGUGACAUGUACCACCCAAUAUGCUCCUUCCAAGACGACUUCCAAGAGUUUGAGAUGAUUGAUGACGAGGAUGACGAUGAUGAAGAGGAAGAAGAUGUUGACCCUGAUGCACCCCCGUCCCCCUCUGCCUCCCCUCCUCUCUCCCCUACUCUUGGCACACUGAAGAGCAGACCCACCACUCUCAACCUCACCACUGCUGUGUCACAGGAUUCUCUUAACAAUAACAGCAGUCUGUCCCCAAAGAAAGGAAGCUGGCAGGACUCUUUACGCAAGACCUCACAGGGUCGUCUGUCUCCCACCCACUCGUGUCUGGAGGAUGGUAGCCAUGUGACAGGCCAGUGCCCGGCCUCUCCAGUUUCCCAGGCACCAGGGUCUCAGAGCAAAGGUAUUCCACCAAAACAGGGAGGGGAGGGCGGGAACCCCCAAUCCCCUCACAGGCCCCUCCUCUGCGACAUGGAGGGCAACAGGCGGGAAAGGCCCGAAUACGGAUCAUUUGGUCAACACAAGACCCACCCUUGCUCUGGUGACAACACCCAGCCAAAGGCAGACCCUUCAAUUCAGACAACCAGAGUACCUUCUGUAGACGAGCAAUCCCAGUGUUCCGACACAGAGGUAGACCACGACCUCAACAGUGACCACAACCACAAACACUCAAACCGACGUGCCACCGACACUUACACGAUCACCAGUGAGUCAGGUGUGGAGCCUGAGAAUGACUUAGACCUCGAUGGAACCAGUCGUUGCGUGUCAUCCACUGCACCUAUGGGAGCCAACGACGGUACAGAUACACCCUUGUCCGAUGAGGAGCUGGAGAAAGAUUUCGAGGUGGAGUUCAUGUGUAAGGAGACAUACGACAUGGUGUGUAAGGAGAAUCGGUCGUCUUAUGUGGAAUUCCCCUCCAUUGAACCCGCCUCCUUCUCUAGCUACGUGUCCUCCAGCCGCUCAGAUGCUCUUGGCCAUUCCAACAGUUCAGAUGCAGCAGUUUCUGCCAUGGAGGCAGCAGCUAAUGACUCAACCUCUCCAUCCUCAGACCCAGGAAUAGCAGAUAUGAACCAGCAGGGGUACAUGACUUCAGACCAGGAUAAGGACCUCAGCUCUCCAGGCUCUGACUCUGACAUUGAAAGGGAGCUGGAGGCAGCGUUUGCAUGUGGAGGCCCUGUGGUUUCCAACAUGAUCUCCUCUAUCUCAGAGACGGAGCUGGAUCUGACCAGUGAUGACAGCAGCAGUGGACGCUCAUCUCAUCUCACCAACUCCAUUGAGGAGGCCAGCACGCCUACAUCAGACCAGGAACUGGACUUGGAGACAGAGUUAGAGCAGGACAGUGGCAUUGUGGGACUCAAAGUAUCUCUACUGCUAGGCCAACCUGAGCCAAUCAAAGAAGGGUCUACUCUUCCCUCUCCUUCGCCUUUACCCUCACCUACUAUUGCAACACCAUCUCCUGUUGACUCGCCCAUUUUACCUCCGGAGUCCUACGACGAUGGCCAAGCUCUGAUGGGGCUACAGAAUGUGGACGAUGAGCUGUCCUUUGAGCACCAGGCCGACCCAGAUGAGACUCUGCCUCCGGCCCAACGAUGUGAGGACAGCCUGUCCAGGCAGAUGGUGCUGCAGAUAGAACCAGACCACAGUCUGGAGAGCUUCAAACGCUCCUUCUACCUGCCAGUGGGACCCAGACAAAUGCCCAAUACAGAUGAAUAUGAUGGAACCAGUGAGGGAGACUCCGAAUCAGAAAGUGAAGAUGACCUGAGUGAGAACUCAGACUCACCGUGGCUGCUCAGCAACCUGGUCAACAGGAUGAUCUCGGAGGGCUCGUACCCAAUCAGCUGUCCUGAGGACUGCUUCAAGAGGAAAGUGUCUGUGUCAGACACCAUCUCACCAUCCUCAGACAUUGGAGAGGGAGAUGGUUUCAAUGGUGAGGACCACGGCAAGAAAUCAGAGUUGGAGGGAUCGGAAGAAGAACAGAUGGAAGGUGAGGGGUACAGAAAGGAUAUGAUGGAGGCAGGGGAAAAGAGGAAGAGCAUGGAGUCUUCAAAAGAAGGAACAGUCAUAAGUCCCUGUUUGUAUAUCAACAACCCUACUGGUGACACCAUAACCCCAUUGACCUUGGAGCACUGUGUAAACAAUGGGAGCAAAACUACAGAUUUAAAUUCCAAGUAUACCACCAAAGACUCUGAGAAGAACUUUACACACAAACUGUCUAAGAACGCCAGGAGACAAGAGGAAGACGAAGAGCCUGAUAAUGACUUGAUGAUGCUGGAGGGUAGGAAGGAUCUGGACUCACCGAGCCUCAGUGAGAGUGUGGCCAGCGACAAGGACGAAGGACGAGAGACGGAGCCCAGGUCAAAGAGUCGUUCCUCAGCCUCUCUUGAGCGUAUCACCGAGGUUAAACACAGCCUGACACUGGACAUACCCACUGCCCAGACUAACCGUUGCUUUAGCCUCACCUACUCCACAGACAAUGACGAAGAGGAAGAUGACGGAGACUCUUUCCUGGGUGGCUUGGGAAAGCAGUCCUACCGGGGUAGUGACUUAGAGCUUGACAGUUCACCACCUAUUGAUUCCAGUGUGCAAGACCGUCCCUUACCUGACCAUGACCGCCCACUGCGUGAGAAAGAUCUGGCUCGGAGGGAACAGAAUGAAGAUGAUGGACUGGCCUAUGACUCCAUGAAGUACACACUAGUGGUGGAUGAGAAUACUACACUGGAACUAAUCAGCCUAAGAAGGUGCACCUCCGUUCUGAGUGAUGACAGUGAGCUGUCCACACUGUGUGACGAGGAGCCUUUGGGGACAGGAGAAAUGUGUUUUGGUCGAGAUGAUGAUGAGGUGAGGCCAGAACUUCUCAGUUCUUCUGAAGAUUCCUCUCCUGAGGCUGACCUCCCAUUCUCCAAGAAGUUCCUCAACGUGUUUGUCAACGGCACCUCCCGCUCCUCCAGCACAGAGUCCUUUGGACUGUUCUCCUGUACCAUCAAUGGAGAGGAGAAGGACCAGACACACAGGGCAGUCUACAGGUUCAUUCCCAGACAUGCAGAUGAGGUGGAGCUGGAUGUGGAUGAUCCUUUAUAUGUAGAGGAAGAAGAGGAGGACUAUUGGUACCGAGGCUACAACAUGCGGACGGGGGAGAAGGGCAUAUUUCCUGCCUUCUAUGCCCAUGAGGUCAUAGGCCAGUCUAAGGAGCUGUUGGGAAUGAAACGAAAUCCGGCAUGGAUUGAGACUUUCAACGUUCAGUUUUUGGGGUCUGUUGAGGUUCCUUAUCACCAAGGGAACGGCAUUCUCUGUGCCGCAAUGCAAAAGAUUGCAAUAUCGAGGAAACGGACAGUACAUGUGCGACCUCCUUCUCUGUGCGAGCUGGAGAUUAGCUUGCAAGGAGUGAAACUGAUCAUGAGCCUGGAGGACGAAUAUGACGCCCUUGAUGAGUAUGACAGAUGUAGUCACUUCUUCCAGAUGAAAAACAUUUCCUUCUGUGGAUGCCAUCCGAGGAACAACUGCUACUUUGGCUUCAUCACUAAGCACCCGAUGGUCAACAAAUUUGCUUGCCACGUGUUUGUGUCCCAGGAGUCCAUGCGACCUGUAGCAGAGUGUGUUGGACGAGCCUUCCAGGAGUACUACCAGGAACAUCUGGAGUACGCCUGCCCCACCGAGGACAUCUAUCUGGAGUAAGAAGUGUUACCAUGACGACCACCUUCUUGCUCCGCCGCUUGUGUAUGUUCAUCAGGUUUGGCACCCGAGGGCGCUGUCAGUGGGGUCUUCUCUCCAUUGUAAAAUACUCUUCUGUGUCCCUCUGAAACUGGGCUCUUAAUUUCUACAGUAUGCUAGGCAUUUUACUGAUUUCCUUCUUCCCUCUGUCUUUGUUUAUUUCCAUCACCGAGAUGAAUGGAUUGCCUGUUCCUUUAAACUUUUUCUAUGAUACAAAACUAAGAUGCCGAGCACCUGUUUAUGUAAGGGUUCCUCUUUUGAAAUGAAAACAAUAUACCUACUACUGCUGUUUCACUCUGCAUGGCUAGUAGGGUUACUGCACAGACACACUAGGAAAUAGACAUAUCCAUGAGAAUGGAAAGCAGCUCAACAAUCAAUACAGGAAUGGUGUAGAAUCAAGAGGUUGGUGUUUGAUUAAUUGUAAAUAUGUAUUUGUUCAAUAUUGACAAACUGCUGAUUUGAUUUAUACCGAUAGUGACAUUGGAGCAAAGUAGAGUGCAGUGAACUGUCCUUGGUCCGAGCUUACCCUUCUGUCGCGUACAAGACGCAGUGUGUGUUGUAAAUACGUGUAUAGAAAGUAGACAUACAGGCCUCAUCCAGACUAAUUAAGAAACACUGACAGCUGAGACUGAUAGAGGGGAUUUUGUUUUGUUGUGGGUAUUAUUUACUCAAGCUGACAGAAGUAACUGCAGGUGGAAGAGAUUUCGAAGUAAUGACUUGUAAUGAACUUUGAAUGUCAUUUGCCACGCAGAUAUUCUAUUCAGCUUGGAUUAGGGUGGAGUAAGUGUCAGCACAUCUGGAUGAUAUGACCAUUUUAUUUUUGUCCAGUCCUAAAUGUUGCACUGCUUGCUGACCUUCAUACUGGGGAGCUUUCAGAGGAAAUUAUUUAACUGUUCAAUUUAGCAAAUCAUGGAUCCCUGUAUGCUUUGCUAUGAUUGAUGUAAGUUUCAGGUCAAAGCAAAGGCCCUCUGAAAAGCCAUAUUCUUACACCUCCGACUGUUUAACUCUGGUUGUCAGUGACGUCCUGGUCUCUAAUUUUCUUUUGACUUGAGUUUCAAUGAGGGAAAAGGAUCGACUUACCGGUAGCCACGUGUCAGUAAUGCUGUUUUGCAGUGUGCCUAUUGUACAGGGAGAGCAUCCUGCUAAUACCUGGUCCUGGUAUCAAAAUGUAACCAACCCUUUAAUAAAGCAUCAAAAAGGGAGGUUUUAUAGUUAUGUAAAUGGUUAGACUUUGAUCUUGUUUUCUUUUAAGUAUGAUGGAUAAAAGGGAUGGGAACAUGUUCCCAGGUUCAUUUAUUGCUCUUCGUCUAUUUAAAAGGUUGAAGUAUCAUUCACGAUAACCUACUCUGGGGUUGUUGUAGCCUACCAUAGCUUACAGUUAGCACCUUAUAUACAGAAGGGGAGGGGUUAUGUUUAAUCAUGAAUGCACUCACGACAGUCAUUUGAAAUAUCAGGCUUUACCACCCCGACCAUCCCCAUUGUUCAUUCAGACACUGUUUUGCAUCUUGUUCUGCUGCUUUCAGUCAUCGUCCAUGAGAACAAGCACCUCGGUUCACUGUUGACAUGGCUGGAGGGAAGUAGGGUGUUAUUUACAUAUGUAUCGCUGUCAGUUAGAUCAUGUAUAUAUACUAGCGAAUCUGAGAGUGUUGUGUCCUUUAUGUUGAGUACGUUAUUAAAUUAUUAUGUACAUUCAUUUGAAAAAUAAAUGUAAAAAAGAAAGAUCACAAGACAAAAAACCCUGAAAGAAAAGAAAAACAUAAAUAUCUGAUCUGCAAUAAUUUAAUUUCAGUGUCUUAUGUUUUAGAUGUUAACUCAGAAUCUGGGAAACAGGUGUAAUUUGGAUUAUUGCCUGCCAACUUCAUAAUUCUCUGCAGAUAGGCUUUAGCAGCACAUUUAGGGCACGUUUGUGAGAUGUGACAUCAUAAGUGUGACAUACACCCACCAGACGACUGACCUGGUUAGAGAUGAGUAGUGACCGAGUCAGCUGCCACUUGAAAACUGUUAUUGCGUAUUGCCGAUUAUAGUAAUCACCUUUAAGCUCCUCUUACAGAUCUGUGUCUAUUUGCUUCUGAUUAUGUUUUUCUAUCUCAUCACAGCCCAGUUAAACACCUUCUUUCCACACAGCUAAACAAAAACAACCUCUGAGGAUGAUCUAGUCCCAUAUAGCCGCUCAGACAUGCAUUAACAGUUAAACCAAACUUUUGACUUCAAUACAUUAACAAGAUGCUUCACUGUAUACCUAGAGCAAACAUUAUGUGACAGAACAAACAUAUCCUAUCUUGUAUCUUUAAAAACAAGGACUUGUAAAAUUAAUAAAAAUUCCAGGGAAACAUGCAGAAAAAAAUGACAAAAGAAUCAUUCUGCCU
Molecule: messenger RNA, 6576 nt
Organism: Pseudoliparis swirei
Lineage: Eukaryota; Metazoa; Chordata; Actinopteri; Perciformes; Liparidae
Gene: mapk8ip2
Product: mitogen-activated protein kinase 8 interacting protein 2
Exons: 14
Coding region: 329-4174 (1281 amino acids)
Biological process (GO): regulation of JNK cascade
Cellular component (GO): cytoplasm
Molecular function (GO): protein binding
Source: RefSeq, a predicted model, not a curated record